UUGACGUUUUUCAGGUGCAGUGUUUUCCAGUGCCAUUUUCAAUUUGCUUGUUUAAAAGUCUGGGUAAGAAACUCGGUAUUAUUGAAACAUGGCCUUGAGUGACCUUGAGUUGAACAGUGGCACGAAGAUGCCCAUUUUUGGCCUUGGAACUUGGCAGAGCAGGGAUGAAAGUGCGGAAGCUGCGAUUGACUGCGCCCUGGAAAACGGGUAUCGGCUGAUUGACACCGCUUACGUAUAUGGAAAUGAGGCUCUUGUCGGGAAAGUUCUCAAGAAACACUUCGACUCUGGAAAGCUCAAGAGAGAGGACAUCUUCAUCACCACGAAGCUUCCAAACACUGCAAACAGACCGGAAUCCGUUGAGAAAUACUUGAAGAAAGAAUUGGCCAGCCUUGGAUUGGAUUACGUCGAUUUGUACUUGGUGCACAUGCCAGUUGGACUGGUUGAACUGAGCGAAGAUGACUUGUUGCCUACAGACAAAGAAACGGGUAUGGCGUUGUUUGAUCCCGACAGUGAUCAUGUCAAGUUGUGGAAGGCCAUGGAAGAGCAGUUUGAAGCAGGCAGAGCAAAGGCCAUCGGUGUCAGUAACUUCAAUAUCCAGCAAUUGCAGCGAAUUCUGGACAACUGCAAAAUUCCGCCGGCAAACAACCAGGUUGAAAUUCAUGCGUAUCUUCAGCAACCGGAAUUGGUCAAGUUUUGUGCGGACAAUAAGAUCACUGUGACCAGUUAUGCAACUCUGGGUUCUCCAGGAAGAGUAGAUUUUCAUGAGGCUCUGGGACUUCCAAAAGCAGAAAUCCCAGAUUUGAUGGAAAAUCCGGUUGUUGUGGAAAUUGCUGAAAAGCAUAGCAAGUCACCUGCUCAAAUCCUCCUGCGUUUCAUCAUGCAAUCGGGCAUUGCUGUGAUCCCCAAGUCCGUAACACCUGCGAGGAUCAAGUCAAAUUCUGAAGUUUUCGAUUUUGAAUUGUCUGCUGAUGAGAUGGCUUCAAUGAAAGCACUGGACAAAGGGCCGAAAGCUCGUGGUUUCACCAUGGUGGAUAUUUUCAAGGGGAUUGUUGAUCAUCCCGAGUUCCCCUUCCACGACACUCUCAAAGCUUAAAGUUUCAUUGAAGAAUCUGAAUUCAGCGCAAAUUUUGGCACUCCAGAAAACCAGUGAAGGCUACUGUAUUGAAGGGACAGAUGUGCUUCAAGGGCGGAAGUUUUCUGCGAAUUUUUUUCUGGAAAAUAUUGAAAUACUGUUAUCUUUUGAUCCUGUGGCAGAAAUAAAGCAUUCCUGGAGAUUUUCUUGGAAUGUUUCAUGAGA
Molecule: messenger RNA, 1297 nt
Organism: Notodromas monacha
Lineage: Eukaryota; Metazoa; Arthropoda; Ostracoda; Podocopida; Cyprididae
Source: the annotation of a GenBank genome assembly